Pseudoliparis swirei is the source of this 3192-nucleotide messenger RNA. It is a transcript of the gene cxcl12b, whose product is annotated as chemokine (C-X-C motif) ligand 12b (stromal cell-derived factor 1). Gene Ontology annotation, molecular function: chemoattractant activity; chemokine activity. The transcript is spliced from 4 exons. Gene Ontology annotation, cellular component: extracellular region. Gene Ontology annotation, biological process: axon guidance; positive regulation of cell migration; immune response. The record is from RefSeq and is a predicted model, not a curated record. Lineage: Eukaryota; Metazoa; Chordata; Actinopteri; Perciformes; Liparidae. The coding region runs from base 75 to 383 and encodes 102 amino acids.
UCACAGUUGCUCCCUGGAUUGUAGCAGAGAGAGAGAGAGAGAGCAGCCCUCCUGCAGCCCGUUCGCCCACCACCAUGGAUGUCAAGCUGCUGGCGCUGAUGGCUCUGAUGGCCGUGGCCACACAUGUACCAACCUCCAGCGCAAAGCCCAUCAGUCUGGUGGAGCGGUGCUGGUGUCGGUCCACCCUCAACACGGUUCGUCAGAGGUCCAUCAAGGAGCUCAAGUUCCUCCACACACCCAACUGCCCCUUCCAAGUCAUUGCCAAACUGAGGAACAACAGGGAGGUUUGCAUCAACCCGGAGACCAAGUGGCUGCAGCAGUACUUAAAGAACGCCAUAAACAAGGUGAAGAAAUCGAGAAGACGCAAUCACAAGAAACACUAAACGCAAGGGAAGAAAUGUCGUCCGGCGCGGUCUCCCCCGAGUCGACACCUGUAUACCUCCCCUGUCUCUGCUAUGGAUGUAUGUAAACACGCUGAAUGUACCCGUCCACCUCUCUGGACCGCUUGCAGAACCAGCACUGAACCGACAAACCGCCUUGUCUCAAGCACCGCCGCCGCCACCGCCCCCUCCGGACGCCCACGCAGUCACCCCCGUCCCUCCCCGUGAGCACCAAGUGCAAUUAUAGCUUGAGAUGGUGGGAUGAAUGCUCAUGUCAGAUAUAUAUGUGUGUGUGUGUGUGUGUGUUUGAAUGUGCAACAUAUGACUAACUCUAAAUGUGCGUCUGUAUAUAGUAUUUUCUUACUUUCACACAGCUAGAAAGGAACAAUUUGAGCGUUCAGGCUCACGCAAGGCAUUGUGGGUAAUGGCACCUUUACGUCAUGGGAAAACAAAAUACUCACCGGUCUAGAGAAGCAAUUAAAAUUGGGAUUUUGUUGGCUGCCCGACUAUAUAUAUAUAUAUAUAUAUAUAUAUAUAUAUAUAUAUAUAUAUUCAUUAUGAAAGAAGUGUUUCAUUUAGAAAACACCAAAACUCAAUCCACCCAAGUUAUUUUCACAGCAAUAUCUCAACACAUAGUUUUUUUACUCCAUGACUGAGGGGUCAAGGGGCAGUAACAGAGUCCAGUGGGGUUAACCCUUCACAAGUGACCAAUCAGGGCAGGCCGUGCUACAACAGUAUCUUGAAUUGUCCUCACGCUCGCUUCAGCAUCAGGAACAACACUGAUGGAGACUCACACACACACUGCUAAGAAACCAGCGCUGACCUUGAGGUGCCAUAUAUUCCGUAUACGGGGUCAGAGCCAUUGACAUGAUUAUAUUUCACUGUUUAUUAUAUGCAUGAUUCAACAUGUGGGAUUGUGACCUCUGUUUCGUAUAAAACACACUUUUGUUUUUUUUACCAGUCACGAGAUAUUUGAAGUGCUGUUGUUAAAGUUCAUGUGGGAAAUGAAAUAGAAAGCUGAUUUUAUGUGAAGGCCAUAGUGCCAUUGUAUUGAUAAAUACGAAAAGGAAGUUAAACACUUGCAUCAUUUUUGUUAUUGAACAUAUCAGGACACAGAGACCAAAUACUUUACCAGUAAUACAUGCAACUUGAAGAAACCAGUGAAAGCAUGACUUUCAAUUUCAUUUAUUGUUAUAAAAAGAUUGUCAUAGUUCCUUAUUUUUUUCAACUCGACAAAGGGACUAAAUGUAAAUGUAUAUCGCGACUACAGAGCAAUUCAACUGCAGUAUUUUCAUGCCAGCACCUGUCCUUGGUGGGAUGAAAAGCUGCGAACUGUCACAUGAAACAGACCAUGAUACAUAUCACCAUGUGUCCAUCGUGGCAAAACAGUUUUUGAGUAGUCUUUUUCUAUAUAUAUUUGAGCCACUUUAUUAUCAGAUGUGUGAUUUUAAAUGUAACUGUUUUAUUUUUAUAUUACUAAAUGCUUUUUAAUGCAAUGUACCGUAGGCCGUAGCUACUAAAUGAAGGCUAGCCCAUAAAAUGUAACAAACAGUAUUAAGCUUAAUCGUUAAGAUGUCAUGCAACACACAUGUAAUGGUUUGUUACUCCACAGUAUUCAACACUGAAAUACCCUUUUUUUAAAUCUUUUUUUUUUAACAAUGUUGAUGAAAAAAAAAAGAUCGGCCGAUCAAAUCAGAUAUCGUCCUCCUUGUGUUGUUGUUGUUGUUUCUCCGUAUUGUUUCGAUUCUCCACCGAUGCGAGAUGUAACAAUGGUGAAUCGAAUAUCACGGCGAUAGAAAACAAAAGCCGCUGUCAUCGUGUUACAUGUGACGGGAAACUAUCUGGCCCACCAGUCGCCCACAUUGCACACUUGAUUCCAUUUUUCUUCCUAGUUUUACCGAGGUUGAUGUAUGAUGUGUCAAGAGAGCCGCUGAGCCAAAACCCAACACAGCGUUUGAGCUGAGAUCCCAGAGACCGACAUGUGCUUUCAAUCUGGACGCUCCCAGCACCCCAUGGGCUUUCUUUUUCACUUUCCCUCAACUGUUGCCAUGCCGCAACCAUUUUUCCCGUAAACUGUUUGUGGUCUAUGUUCUAUGUUCCGUUCUGUUUUUCCUCGGUCGGUCUGCCGAGUGCCCGCUCACAUCGUUACACUCGUAUCAAUUUGCAGAUAAUGGUGCAAUAAUCCUGUAAGUGUCGGUCAUUUUCCACUAAUCUGAUAGAAGUUAAGGGACACUUAUUUUAUAGGAUUAUACUCAUUUGUUUCAACACAUUGCUGAAUAAGUUGUUUUUUUAAACUCCAGUUCCCAAACGCACUGUUAUGUCAUGAUAAAAGUCACAUGUUAUUCAUUGUGUGAAUUCAAAUCAAUUCCUAAAAUACUUUCAAGAGUUAAAUCUAGAAGAAGAUUCUGUUGUUACCUCUGUAAACGUAAACCUCUCUCAUAUAAAACGUGAUCAUUAUCUCAAUAAAAGGAACAAAUCUACUGGCAAAACCUGUUUAGUGUGACUAAAUAGUGUCACACAUUGACACUGACUCUUUUGUUAAUGUGCAAAUGGAGUAUUUACAGAAUUUUUUUUGUGGUCUAUUAUUUUGGACCAAUUUCAAAUUUAGGUUCACAUUGAUGGUGUUUUAGUAAAUCACUCAAAAUAGGUGCAUAUCUUCUACUUUGGACCCCGAGACAAUGUGAAAUGUAUUUCUUUUGAGGCAGCUUCUGACAUUUUAUUACGCUCUGUAUUGUCACUCUUUAUAAACCAAGAGACGCUAUUUUCACUGUGAUGCUCGAGCCCUUUUUAAAUAAAGUAAAAAUUAAAUAAA